Diaporthe amygdali is the source of this 507-nucleotide messenger RNA. RefSeq lists its product as uncharacterized. The transcript has 2 exons. The record is from RefSeq and is a predicted model, not a curated record. Bases 1 to 507 code for a protein of 168 amino acids. NCBI's taxonomy places the organism in Eukaryota, Fungi, Ascomycota, Sordariomycetes, Diaporthales, Diaporthaceae.
AUGGAUGGCGUUACCAACAUCGACGAAGGCCCGAAAGGCUCCUGGAAAUCCCGCAACUGCCUCAGCCUUGGCGAGUACCUCUGUUCAUGGUCCUUCAACGGCACCUGGUUGACAGUCGCGCGACGUUUUUGCAUGUGGGCCAUCAUAAUUUUACGAACAGUCACCAACAUCCUGGCCAUGGCCCACAACACUCUUGGAAGCAAGAUCGUGAGCAUGAUUUGCGGUGUCAUCAUCGGCAUCAUCUCCUUCGCCUUUGUCUUUUGGUGCCUCACAAUUAUCGACCGCGCUCGUGGAAAUCGUGCUUGCUGGUUCUGCGGACUGGUCGUUGGACGAACUCACCUAGAUGUUUUUGUUAUUGUCAAUGCCAUUCUCCACCUCUCCCUUCUGGCAUCGUUCUGGCAGCUGGUACUUCAUACAGCCGUCGGCUUCAACAUCAUCUGGUUCGCCCUCUGGGUUCUGAUUGCUUUCUAUGGAUUCCUCUGCACAAGAGCCCCGCUGUCUAUUUAA